UUGGAAGCGAACGUGCUCCUGUUGCUCUGCGGGGGGAGUCACGCGCGCCGCGCCGCCGCCGCCGCCGCCGCCGCACGUCGCGGUGACAGUGAAGCUCUCGGAGUUGUGACCUGAUUAGAACCAUCGUCUCCUGCGGGUCAAAUGAGCCACUACACGCUCGCGCUCACGUUCGUUCGCAUCCUCUCAGACUCGACGUGAAGCAUAAAGUUUGGUUUUUCACGGAGUUCUGCAAACACCUGCGCUUCCUUUAAGCCCGGUCCGUGAUUGGGGUUAAAAGGCUGCUUGCUGCGAUUUAACACACAUCCACACAAAGCAGGAAACUCCCGAGCACAGCGCACAGAAUGGGUGGAUGUGCUUAUCUGCUGCUCACACCUGCAGGAUUCAUUGAGUCCGCAAAGCACCGCCGCAUCAUUAAACGCCACAAUGCGGAGAGCGACGCAAAAGCAGCGUGUGCGAUGCAAAGCUCGUGCGUGGAGGACGGAUCGCUGCUUUGGCUCGGCCCAACUUUCAGCGCUGUUCUGUGAGCUUCUCACCAUCUGGAGCCUGAUUGUGCUGCUUAUUCCAGGCCCAGAUGGUCGAGUUAAGAGGUGGCACCACACGAGCUGGAGUUUGAUCUUUAAGAACCCAAUCUGUCGCUAUUUGAUCACCGCAGAGUCCGUUCAGAAACGCUCAACAGAACGCAGGCCGCGUGUUGGUGCUGGUUUCCAGCUGCGCGUGCCUCUGUACCUGACUUCCUUCAGCGGAUGCCCCCACCGUGUCAGUUUACCAGCUGACCGGUACCGACGCGCCUGUUCGCGCAUCUGAUCCCCCUUUUCCAUUUAGCCUGCUAUGCGCCAGCUGUCAGCUGACCUCGGACCAGAGCCGCGACUCACGUUACGUGUGUGACUUCAUUGCGUCUCUGUCUGACAGCGGGACUCUGGGCGGAGGUGCUUUUACGCACGGAGACGGUUCCCCGGCGCGCGGCAGGUCUCGUCCGGCAGUCGUGUGAAGCUAGACAUAAUUAACGUGGGCCACGCCGGAAGCUCUUCGCGUGACCUUCCAAAAUAAAUGCACACGGGCUUAAGCAGUUUAGCCGCCACACGAGGCAACGUUCGGUUCCGUCGCGGAGCAUGGCUUCAGCUGCCGGCAUCCUGAGCGCCGAACCAGACUUCAACAGCAGGAGAGUGACUCGGACCUUCGUGUUCAGGUCCCGCAGCCGGCACAGGUUUAGGAUCCCUGGGUGGAAAAAGGAGGGGGGGAUGAACAGCACGCCGCCAGGAUUACGGUUGCUCAGGCCUCCCACAGUCAUAGGCCAGUUCCACACCCUCUUCUUCGGCUCGGUGCGGAUGUUCUUCCUGGGCGUCCUCGGCUUCGCUGUCUACGGGAAUGAAGCGCUGCACUUCAGCUGCGACCCGGAUCGCAGAGAGCUCAACCUGUACUGCUACAACCAGUUCCGACCCAUAACCCCCCAGGUUUUCUGGGCCCUGCAGCUGGUAACGGUACUGGUUCCGGGGGCCGUGUUCCAUCUGUACGCAGCCUGUAAGAACAUCGACCAGGAGGAGAUCCUGGAGCGACCCCUCUACACCGUCUUCUACAUCAUCUCAGUGCUUCUACGCAUCAUCCUGGAAGUCAUCGCCUUCUGGCUGCAGAGUCACCUCUUUGGCUUCCAGGUUCACCCACUGUUCAUGUGUGAAGCCAGUGCUCUGGAGAAAACCUUUAAUGUGACUAAAUGCAUGGUUCCCGAACACUUUGAAAAGACCAUCUUCCUCAGUGCCAUGUACACCUUCACCGUGAUCACCAUCCUUCUGUGUAUCGCUGAGAUAUUUGAAAUACUGUGCCGCCGGCUCGGUUACCUCAACAACCAGUGACCCACACAGAGCUAAGGACAGAGCCCACCUCACCGCGUCCAUGGAGGGUGAGCAGUGUCACAGUUCAGACAUCAGUGGGUCUGUCCAGCUGGGUGGGUUCUGGAGGAUGUGACGACAGCACCAGCGGUGGACCGGCGCAACACGGUCCAGGAGAACAACACCCUCCAGCCACAGACCCGUAACUGGUGUGGUGUUCAACCCAAAGCUGCUGUUGAGUGUCUGAAUCGAUGGAGCCUCACUGAUGGAAGGUGAAACCCAGAGCAGGUCCACUUGACAGCACCAGUGGUGUGUGAUUCAGUAACAGAACCUUGGGCUGGUCACACUUCAUCUGUGACUCUGCUGCCGCCUCCAGCUGGUUCUGACCUUCACUUCCUCAGUCUUGAGCCUUUGUAGAAUUGGGAACACGGCCCGUUUGUCCAGCUAAACAGCUCCAGGGCCUCAGCUUGUCGGACUUUCUUAACCCACAAAUGGAUUCAUGGAGUUCUUGGUAUCAAUGGUGCUGCACGGGUGCAGCAAAGACACUGCACAGACUUUUAUGAACAGUGUAGUAACUAUUGCUCUAAGCUAUGGAGCAAUGGUUGUGUCUCUGCAGUGGGACUUUAGCACCAGCUCCUUCGUAUCAGCGGUUCCUACCUUGUAACAUGUGCAUGUCUGUGUUCUGAAGAAGAUUACCUCUGAUGUUGCUGUUUUUUAAUCAGACAUCCAUCCAACCUUAGUUAUUAUAACGUUUUCAGCUGUGUGUUUCUCAUCUCAGGUACAGAAGGGCAUUACCAGACUAAAGCGGGUUCAACCCCAUUUCAAGUCUAGUUUAGACCUUGUACAGAAGCGCUUGCAGCUCUGAGGGGUCCCUCAGCCUCUCAGCUCUACUUAGGCUGACUGGAAGCCCGUUUGGGACUCCUGUGGUUUGGCUUCGUACAGGUUAGUGGAGUGAGUGGAGGAUGCUUUUAAACUUGGCCUCUGACUCUAACGUCAGGUAAAGAAGCGUUGAGUCCUGAUCCAGGACGACCUGCUGUAAUCCAAGCCACAUUUGGGUCUCUCAUUUCUGACCCUCACUUAUUGUUUCCACAGGCUGAAACUGGGUCUUGCUGCAGAUGGUGUUGAAAUCUGUCUUCAGAUGAUUGAUUUAGAAUUAGUAGUUUAGAAAGAGGCAGAGUAUUUAUAGUAGUUUGAGUCAUAGACAGAUAUGGUAAAUCUUACAUUUUGCUUACUUUUCUACAUAGAUGUUGGAGAUGAACACAGAUUUCUUUUAUUACUGCCAUCAAAUUGUUCUUAUUUCUUUCUUUCUGUGGUUUUCAGUGAGCUGCUGAGUUGAGGCUCAGUGGCUCCACUGAAGACUAGCUACAAAUUCUGAUAUGAUGCUUUACUUGAAUGAUUAAGUUUUCAUUGGCUGUUUUGUGUCGUUGUACCGAACUCACUGAAUGAACGUCUGCGGGCUGCACGUGAUGAAUCUGUGUUUUGUCUUGAGAUGAUUAAAGAUGUUUAACAGUC
Messenger RNA from Betta splendens (Siamese fighting fish), 3335 nucleotides. RefSeq names its product gap junction protein epsilon 1a (gene gje1a). Gene Ontology annotation, biological process: cell communication. The transcript has 5 exons. Lineage: Eukaryota; Metazoa; Chordata; Actinopteri; Anabantiformes; Osphronemidae. Gene Ontology annotation, cellular component: connexin complex. The coding region runs from base 1110 to 1847 and encodes 245 amino acids. The record is from RefSeq and is a predicted model, not a curated record.